CGCCUGCAGCCCAGUACGACGACAUAGAUGGCUGCAUCUAUCACGACGAGCGACGGCAGCGAGACGAGGCAGACGAGCAGGUUCAAGAGGAUCUGCGUCUUCUGCGGCAGCAGCCAGAAGACGACCUACCGCGACGCCGCCGUCGAGCUCGCCAAACAGUUAGUGUCGAGGGACAUUGGCUUGGUGUACGGUCGAGGCAGCGUAGAGCUCAUGGGGCUCAUCUCAGAGGCAGGCAGGCACGUCACCGGGGUUAUUCCUGAGACUCUGAUGACUUACAAGCUAAUCGGAGAGACGGUGGGGGAGGUAAGACUGGUCGCAGACAUGCACCAAAGAAAGGCAGAGAUGGCGAGCCAAUCUGAUGCGUUCAUAGCCCUGCCUGGAGGAUAUGGAACUCUUCGACAGCUGUUUGAGGUGAUUUCAUGGGCACAGUUAGGAAUCCAUAAUAAGCCGGUUGGCUUGCUGAAUGUUGAUGGGUACUAUGACUCCCUACUAACAUUCAUCAACCAGGCCGUCGGGGAAGGUUUCAUCAGCCCUGGUGCUCACAACAUCAUCGCCUCCGCUUCCACAGCACAAGAGCUCAUGGAGAAGCUUGAGGAAUACGUACCUUACCACGACAUAGUUGCCUCCAGGCUGAAAUGGGAGACGAGGGUCUCCCAGGACACAGGUGAUGAUUCUAGAAGUGUUACAGCCUUCCCUGAUGGCCCAAGGCAGGGUGUUCAACACUCAGAAGAGGAACUUAGCGAACCAAGGGCCAAGCGCGCGAGGACGCCCACUGUCGGUCUCAAUGGACCGGAGUGGGUUAAGCAAGAAAUGUAGUGUG
Messenger RNA from Phragmites australis (common reed), 820 nucleotides. RefSeq names its product probable cytokinin riboside 5'-monophosphate phosphoribohydrolase LOGL3. Gene Ontology annotation, biological process: cytokinin biosynthetic process. Gene Ontology annotation, molecular function: hydrolase activity, hydrolyzing N-glycosyl compounds. Gene Ontology annotation, cellular component: cytosol; nucleus. The record is from RefSeq and is a predicted model, not a curated record. Lineage: Eukaryota; Viridiplantae; Streptophyta; Magnoliopsida; Poales; Poaceae. Bases 28 to 816 code for a protein of 262 amino acids. The transcript is spliced from 7 exons.